Phytophthora sojae is the source of this 1491-nucleotide messenger RNA. RefSeq lists its product as hypothetical. The transcript has a single exon. NCBI's taxonomy places the organism in Eukaryota, Oomycota, Peronosporomycetes, Peronosporales, Peronosporaceae. Bases 1 to 1491 code for a protein of 496 amino acids. Gene Ontology annotation, molecular function: amino acid transmembrane transporter activity. The record is from RefSeq and is a predicted model, not a curated record. Gene Ontology annotation, biological process: amino acid transmembrane transport. Gene Ontology annotation, cellular component: vacuolar membrane.
AUGUCACGCAAAGGCUUCUUCACCGCAGAAGACGCGAAGGCGGCUUUCAACCUCUUCUGCUGCGUCUACGGCAUUGGAACGCUUGGUAUGCCCGGUAACUUCUCGCGUGCCGGCCCCUUCAUCGCGAUCAUCGCCAUGGCCUUCAUGGCCUUCGCCAACGUCUAUGGCGCGGUCGCCAUUUGCCGUGUCAUGCUGCUCGCCCCCACGUCCGUCAAGACCUACGGUGAUCUUGGAGAGUGGGCAAUGGGCAAACCCGGCCGCUAUCUGUCGGUGGUCUCGCAGAUGGCCAACUGCCUGCUCGUGCCCUGCGUCUUCCUGGUGCUGGGCGGUACCUUGCUGGAUGGCCUCUUCCCGGGUGCUUUCAGCGCGACGACGUGGAUCAUCCUCAUGGCGCUCACGUGCCUACCCGUGUGCCUGGUACCAACUCUUAAGGAAGGAGCUGGCGCUGCUUUCGCCGGCUGCAUGGGUACCAUUAUCACCGAUGUCAUCGGCGUUGCCGUAGUUAUGCACGGCAUGCGUGGCCACCCCAGCAUUCCGAAGCCCGACCUCAACUUCAAACAAGUUGCAGGCGCCUUCGGGAACCUGGCCCUCGCGUACGGUGCGGGCAUCGUGAUUCCGGCGCUGCAGCGCCAGCACAGCGAUCCCACGCGCAUGCCUCGUGUGGUGGGGGUCACGAUGACCUUCAUUUCGGUCUUGUUCCUCAUCCUGGCCAGCACGGCGUACUCGUCGAUCGGUUGCCAGAUCUCAGGUAAUCUCCUGUACGCCAUCUACCCGGACUCCGAGACCGGCCUGACCACCCUGGGCUUCGCCUCGGACUGGGGUAUGGUCGUCCUCGCCUACCUCUUCAUGCAGCUGCACAUUACGAUCGCCUUCUCCGUCAUCCUGAACCCGGCGUUCUACAUUGCCGAGCGUAUUGUGCUCGGGAUGCACAAGUCUCCCGUUGCUGACGUCGAGAACAACCUGCUGAAUUACGCCGACGUAUCCACUCCGGCCGAUGUUACCGAGCGCUCAGAGAAGCAGUCGCACACGUCUCGCGCUUCAAAGCGCCGCUCCUUCAUUUCUGUGGCUGAUAACGAGAACGUCCACCUCGGCGACCCGGAAGCGGAGGCUGCGGAAUACCGCGGCGCCAACGCCAUCAAGUACGUGAUCCUUCGCGUCGUUAUGAUCGCGAUCCUGGUGAUCGCGUCCGUGAUCCUGAAGGACCACUUCCACGACUUGGCCGACUUCGCGGGCGCAUCCUGCAUCACGGUGAACUCGAUCAUCCUGCCCAUUGUCUUCCUCGUGAAGAAGAAGUGGAACGUCAUGCCCAUCUGGGAGAAGGCCCCGGCGCUCACGGUGGUCGUGGUGUGCUUCUGCCUGGGCUGCUAUGUGACGUACACGUCGGGCCAGAACCUGUUCGAUCCCAGCGAUGACGACAGGGCCUUCCCGUUCUGUGCUCCGGAGUUUGAGAAUGCCGUCUACUACAACUACACGGCCGAGCACGAGAGCUAG